AUGGCGACUAAUAUGCGUGGCCUCACGCAGUUCAUUGCGGACAUACGUGGGGCGAGGGUCCGCGAACUUGAAGAGAAAAGGAUCAACAAAGAGAUGGCGAAUAUCAGGAAGAGGUUUAAAGAUGGAAACCUGGAUGGGUAUCAAAAGAAGAAAUACGUCGCCAAGGUCAUAUUCACGUAUAUCCUAGGUUACAAGGUCGAUGUCGGCCAUAUGGAAGCUGUGAAUCUGAUUUCCAGCUCCAAAUACAGCGAGAAGCAGAUCGGUUACCUCGCCGUCACCCUGCUCAUGCAUGAGAACUCGGAUUUUCUACGACUCGUUGUGAACUCAAUUCGCAAAGAUCUUAAUGACAAUAAUGAGAUCAGCAACUGUCUGGCUUUGCAUGCGAUAGCUAACGUCGGAGGGACGGAAAUGGCUGAGGCUCUCGCGGAAGACGUCCAUCGUUUACUUAUUUCGCCGACGUCGCCUAGUGUUGUCAGAAAGAAGGCUGCUCUGACUUUGCUCAGAUUAUACAGGAAACACCCAGAUGUUAUACCCGCCGCCGAAUGGGCAUUGCGCAUCAUAUCAAUCAUGGAUGAUAUGGACCUUGGUGUAGUGAUUUGUGUCACCAGUUUGGUUAUGGCCAUGGCGCAAGAUCAUCUUGACGCCUAUGCGGUAUGUUACCAGAAGGCCGUCGAUCGUCUGUACCGUCUUGUGAUCCAACACGAGUUCAAAGCAGAGUAUGCGUACUAUAGAGUACCCAGUCCGUGGUUGCAAGUGAAACUGUUACGAUUGCUGCAAUAUUACCCACCCUCAGACGAUACCACCAUUCGCAAUGUUAUGCACGAGGUUCUUCAAACCGUCAUGAACAAUUGCGCAGAGCCUUCAAAGAACGUGCAACAUAACAAUGCUCAGCACGCUAUUCUUUUUGAAGCCAUUAGUCUGGCAAUCCACUUGGACACCAAUUCUCCUCUCGUUUCUACCGCCGCCGUGCUCCUUGCUCGCUUCAUUAGCUCGAAGGAGACAAAUGUGCGUUACCUUGGUCUCGAUACCAUGGCACAUCUUGCUGCGCGUACAGACAAUUUAGGCGCAAUAAAGAAGCACCAGGCAACCAUUAUUCUUUCUCUCCGUGACAAGGAUAUUUCUGUGCGACGCCGUGCGCUGGACCUUCUAUACAGCAUGUGUGACACGGACAACUCAGAGCUCAUCGUGGGUGAACUUCUGCGUUAUUUAAAGAUCGCAGAUUACGGGUUGCGGGAGGAGAUGGUGUUGAAGAUUGCAAUCCUGACUGAGAAGUAUGCGAGUACCUAUAAGUGGUACGUGGAUACUAUACUGGAGCUGCUCAGCGCAGCCGGUGACCAUGUCGGGGAAGAGGUCUGGUACCGUGUUGUACAGAUUGUAACGAACACUGAGGAUCUACAAGCCUACGCGGCGAAGGUCGUCUUCGAGUACCUUAGAUCUCCUUCAUCACAUGAGAGUCUGGUCAAAGUUGGCGGUUACAUUCUUGGCGAAUAUGGACAUCUGAUCGCAAAUGAGCCAGGAUACAGUCCGAUGGACCAGUUCCAGGUCCUCCACUCAAAAUCACAGUUCUGCGUGGCGCCCACACGAUCUCUUCUGCUAUCGACAUACCUUAAGUGGGUGAACGUCUUCCCUGAAAUCAAACCUCAGCUGGUCAAUGUCUUCGAACGAUAUCGUCACGUUUUGGAUGUCGACCUUCAACAACGUGCCUGCGAGUUCUAUGCACUCACGUCAAGGCCUGACGAUGAUGAGCUGCUUCAGAAUAUCUGUGAGGAGAUCCCACCAUUCCCACCACGAGAAAGUGCUCUCCUUGGCAGGCUCAAGGUCAAACAUGGCGACAAGGAAACCACCUUAGAUCGAGAGGCGACCAGGAAAGUCUCGACGAAACCGACGCUACUCGAGAUUAAUGGAAACGGGACUGCGGCACCGAAUGAUGCUACUGAUAUCGCGAAUUCACUCAUGGGCUUGGAAAUAACAGCCUCUCCCUCUAGUAUUGUUACGCCAUCUGCGAGUCAAAACCUAUCUUCACAAGCACCAGCAACUCUCGCUGAAAUGGGCCUCCCUCGACUCACCGUCAGCCCCAACGUCGAACGAUGGUUUGAUAAACUUCUCCACAGCACCGAAGGCGUCUUGUAUGAGGACGUACAAAUACAGAUUGGAAUCAAGUCUCGGUACCACGGACAUCUUGGCCAAAUUGCGGUGUACAUGGGCAACAAGAUCUCCGUUCCACUCACGUCGUUCACCGCGACGCUGCACGUCGACGAGCCCGAGGCGUUGUCCGUGACGUUUGCCAAAAUUGCGCCGAGCAUAAUCUCCCCACGCACCCAGACACAACAGCUCAUGCAAGUGGAGUGCAAGAAGCCUUUCACGAAACCUCCCAUCCUUAGCGUGUCGUUCUUGGCUGGCUCCCACCAGACGAUCGCAGUCAGGCUGCCCAUCGUCCUCACUAAGUUUGUGGAACAUGUUAAACUUGGCCAGGCGGACUUCUUCGAACGCUGGAGGCUUAUUGGCGGUCCGCCACGAGAGGCGCAGAACGUAUUCCCUAUCGGCCUCGAUGAGUCUGGGCAUAUUGACAGGGAGAAGCAGCGACAGGUCGUGUCGGGCUUCUGCUUGAAUGUCCUUGAGGGUAUCGACCCGAAUCCCAACAAUGUUGUCGCUGCAGGUAUUCUGCACAUGGCUGUCGACGGAAAGGUCGGCUGUCUGAUGCGACUGGAACCAAAUCGAGAAGCUCGGCUUUGUCGGAUUACCGUACGGAGUACAUCAGAGGACGUCGCCGCGGAAGUUCAGAGAUUGAUUCAAAAGCCACUGAGUACGGACUCCCAGUCAUGA
Messenger RNA from Fibroporia radiculosa, 2823 nucleotides. RefSeq lists its product as uncharacterized. The record is from RefSeq and is a predicted model, not a curated record. The transcript has 11 exons. Gene Ontology annotation, biological process: clathrin-dependent endocytosis; intracellular protein transport. Bases 1 to 2823 code for a protein of 940 amino acids. Gene Ontology annotation, cellular component: AP-2 adaptor complex; membrane coat. Gene Ontology annotation, molecular function: clathrin-cargo adaptor activity. NCBI's taxonomy places the organism in Eukaryota, Fungi, Basidiomycota, Agaricomycetes, Polyporales, Fibroporiaceae.